AUGAAGGCUGAAGUCCAGAUGCACUCUGACCACUUUGGUUUCCCCUUUGCGACGACCGACGUCCUUUGUCCGAAUCUUCCCGACUGCAACCCGUCACACGUGACCCUCGCCACACAAGCUGACGCCAAGCUCGCUCAGAACCAAUCCUUCCUCCGCAUCCAGAACCUUGUGAAAAAGGAGGAAGAGGAGUUUCAGUUCAACUUCACUGUCUGUUGGUCCAAUUUAUUUGGUGAUUAUAACAACGUGCUUCAGGUCACCCAGACUCUGGAGAUGUACAAGUUGUUGGGAGUGCAGCAUGUUGUGGUGUAUAACACCAGCUGUGGACCAGACCUGGAGAGACUGCUACAGAGUUAUACACAGGAGGGCUUUGUGGAGGUGGUGCCCUGGCCUAUCGACCAACACAUGAACCCGUCCCAUGGGUGGCAACACAGUGAACAUGGAGGGGACAUCCACUACUACGGCCAGUUGACCACUCUGAAUGACUGUGUCUACAGACAUAUGUAUCAGUCACGCUAUGUACUGCUGAACGACAUAGAUGAGAUUAUAACUCCAUACCAGCAUCAAACCCUGCCCCAGAUGAUGGAUGUACUUCAGAGGCAACACCCAAAGGCCGAAGUGUUCCUCAUAGAGAGCCACUUCUUCCCUAAGUCCCAGUUUGAGCCCAGUGGAAGGUUUAAACGGCCCCGCUGGAGGAAUGUUCCAGGGAUCAACAUCAUGGAGCACAUCUACAGAGAGGAGCCAGACUAUCGCGUCUUCAACCCUUCCAAGAUGAUAGUACGGCCCAGGGCAGUGGAGCAGACGUCGGUCCACUCUGUGCUGCGUAACUUCGGGCAGACAGUGAAGGUUCCUCCUAAUGUGUGUCAUAUCAUCCAUGUCAGAGUUGCCCUACGAGGAGAACUGACCAAGGAAGAGCUGCAUGAAGACAAGAGGGUCUGGGACUACGAGAGACAACUGGUGCCUAAUGUUGAUAAAGCACUGGAGCAAGCAGCACUACUAAUCUGA
Molecule: messenger RNA, 1002 nt
Organism: Coregonus clupeaformis (lake whitefish)
Lineage: Eukaryota; Metazoa; Chordata; Actinopteri; Salmoniformes; Salmonidae
Product: glycosyltransferase family 92 protein F13G3.3-like
Exons: 6
Coding region: 1-1002 (333 amino acids)
Source: RefSeq, a predicted model, not a curated record